Messenger RNA from Acanthisitta chloris (rifleman), 1065 nucleotides. RefSeq names its product transcription factor HIVEP3-like. The annotation marks the transcript as partial. NCBI's taxonomy places the organism in Eukaryota, Metazoa, Chordata, Aves, Passeriformes, Acanthisittidae. Gene Ontology annotation, biological process: regulation of transcription by RNA polymerase II. The transcript has 5 exons. Gene Ontology annotation, cellular component: nucleus. Gene Ontology annotation, molecular function: RNA polymerase II cis-regulatory region sequence-specific DNA binding; DNA-binding transcription factor activity, RNA polymerase II-specific; zinc ion binding. The record is from RefSeq and is a predicted model, not a curated record.
GUUCAUUUGCCUUCGCUCCUUUCUAAUGAAGGUCGAAAAGAUCUAACUAGAGCUGAGAAGAAAGAGGAGAAAAGAGGGAAAUCAGAAGAAGAGGCUCUUGUAACCAAACGAGGGGAGCCAGUCAGGAUCAAGAUCUUCGAAGGAGGGUACAAAUCAAACGAAGAGUAUGUGUAUGUGCGAGGCCGUGGAAGAGGGAAAUAUGUGUGUGAGGAGUGUGGAAUUCGCUGCAAGAAACCCAGCAUGCUGAAGAAACACAUCCGCACGCACACAGACGUCAGGCCGUACGUCUGCAAGUACUGUAACUUUGCUUUUAAAACCAAAGGGAAUCUGACUAAACACAUGAAGUCAAAGGCCCACAGCAAAAAAUGUCAGGAGAUGGGCGUGGUGGUAUCUUCACUGGUGGAUCUGGAAGCCGAAGAAGGAACCAGUGAAGACCUAUUCCAGGACUCUGAGGGGCGUGAGGGAUCUGAGCCAAUCGAGGAACACCAGUUUUCAGACCUAGAGGAAUCUGAUGAUGAUGAUGACAAUGAGGAUGAGGAAGAUGAGGAGGAAGAGGAGAGCCAAGAUGAGCCACCUUUGAAGUUGCCAGAAGGCAAACCUACCACCCUCCUGCUGCACUCUUCAGGUGGUUCUCCAUCUUCUCAAGAGGAAGACACUGAAAUAGCAUCAUCCUUAGCCCAAGAAACUGUCUCCAGCACCCAAAAAGUAGGUGAAGGCCAGCAGGCCUCCUCCUCCUCAGGGCUGGAAACCAAGUGGUCAGCAGACAGCAGUGACAUUGCUGUGUGCCACAGCUUCUUGAGUCUCCACAGACCAGCUUUGACCUCCACUGAGCAAUUGGCUUCUGCUGAAAGAGAGUCUGUCACGAGGCCACAGAUGUCCUUAGUCAUGGACCUGUCCAGCUCAAAAGACACCUCCCCAAGGAAGAGGUGGUCUCCCAGCCAGGACUCUGCCCGAGGUGGUGGCAGCAGCAGACCAAUGCUAGCCAGAAAGCACUUACUAACCAAAAAUGAAACUUCACCCAAAAGGUUCUUUGGCAAAAACAUACAGCUCUACGAGUCCAAGCUG